This is a messenger RNA of Cyphellophora attinorum, 2397 nucleotides long. RefSeq lists its product as uncharacterized. The coding region runs from base 1 to 2397 and encodes 798 amino acids. The record is from RefSeq and is a predicted model, not a curated record. NCBI's taxonomy places the organism in Eukaryota, Fungi, Ascomycota, Eurotiomycetes, Chaetothyriales, Cyphellophoraceae. The transcript has 2 exons.
AUGGCUCCGAGCAGGAGCUAUUCUGGAGGGAGUGGGAACAGGCUGGACUCGAUUGCUGAGGAAGAGCAGCAGGUGCAGCUGCAGCCGCAGUGGUCAGCCACCUCCGCUCCGCCAAUGGCUGUUCCACUCAAGGGCAUAGACAGCACGGUGUCAACCCUCAAGAACACAGCUCUGCAAAGGACUGCCAGCGCGUCUUCCACGAAAGACGACGAUCUUGCCGCCCUCGAGCUUCAAAUUAUCCAUCUUCGCCGGACCCUGCGCGCUUUCCCAAGAAACAUCGCACGGCUCGUCCAGCAUCUGCACGUUCCCGAUCCGCUCAUUCCAAUCUACACUUCUCACCCACCGUUCGACCCAAACCCAGCCUACGAUACCUAUCUCUCUUUGCUGGCGUCACUAGUCAUGGCGUGCCCUAACCUUCGCACCUUCGACGGGUUCAUUCCAUUUUACAAUCACACAUUCGACCGACUUACGCACGCACUCUCAACUCGAACAAAGCUAGAAGCGCACUGCUGGUUAAUAGCCGAGAAUGCUGAGAUCGAUGCUCGCGCACAGCACCAAGUCUCUGGCCUUAUGUCUCCGGCACAACAAGCACAAUUCAUGCGUCUCCAUGGGUCUUGGUCCAUGUCUGGAUCUCUACGGCGGCUAGCACUCUGCAGUCCGGGCGGUCGAGGCGUGCUCGAGCAUGAUGGAUUUGUGCGUGUCCUGAGAUCAUUCAGGGCAUUGCAGGAGCUAUGUAUGGCGGGCUUUGACCAGGACGAUUUUCAUGAUGGAACGCUUGUUCAGGCUGUGCCGGAUACUGUCAGCAGAUUGAGGUUGGAGGAGCUCAAAGGUGUGACGAUGAACGGGCUGGCGAGAUGGAGUGCAAUGCCCGGGAAAGGGGCGAUGGAGGUUUUGGCUUUGGUCAACAUGGAUCUGGAGGUGCUGAAGCUGGGCAGAAUACUGGGUGGGCUGGAGAGAUUAAGAGGAUUGGUUGUUGUUCAGAACGAAGGCGAACAGCAAUGCACGAGGGAUGAUUCGGAAGUCGAGGGCGGCGUGGUGAUGCAGCCCGUGAUUGCGAGUGCAAGUCUAGAGUGGAUCCACUGGGAUGUUGCUCCUAGCAGGCCUUCUAGUCGAUCAAGUGGACGAGGAAGGUCGCGGCAGUCAAGGGCGACGAGUGGUGUUACACCAAAUCAGAACCUUGCACUUUCGAUUCAGCAUGGCGGAUUUCCACGCUUAAGGAGGCUUAGGGCACCAAGAGACGCGAAUCCGAUCGGCGCGCUGCAGGACGUUUGUGCGCCCAGACCUGAGUCCAACGGAGGCCCAGCGACGCGACCAUCGCCAACUCCAGUACAGAAGAAUGAGCCAGUUGAUGUCAGCCCUGUGUCGUCAGGCACAGCACGGCAGUCUGAUGUUUCUCAACUAUCGGAUGCCAAUCUGACACCGACUGGCCUGGAGCAGACUCAGCUUCAUCCACCUCCACGUUCCCCGGACCGACCAGCAUAUGCGACCUCGAGACAGCCUGGCAGUGUCCCAGGCCGCACACCUCUGCGACCCCUGUCCACUAAUGCCGAUGCCUCCAAUCAGCGGACCACCGAUUCUGCCGGCAAUCAAGCGAACAGGCACUCUAAAGACGUUGUUGUAUCAGUACGUGAGCUGGAGCUCUCUGACGACGAUGCUCCGUCCGUGACUGAAUUUCCUCGACAGGCUCAACUGAAUUUCCGAGACCAUGUCCCAGCGUCGAGCGCUCCAGCAGCUACUACUGUGGGCAAUAUCGGCAGUCGCACAAGCACUCACAGCACCUCGAGCUACAACAGCAUGCAAUCCUCACGUAGCAACCGCAGCUCUGCUUCGGGCAGAACGAUGAGCUCUGACCAGACGGACCCGCGGCUGCUAUUUGAGGACGCCGAUGAGCAAUAUGAGCUGGAGUCGAGAUACGUCAAAGGCCAAGACUGGGACAAGGAAGUGGUCGUAGCUGGCGGCAUCCCACAGUCGAGCGGUCUGGUCUCGCGUCCGAUCUUCUGGACUGGCCCGAAUCUGGACGGCUCAAGUCGCGAUCCAAGCUCGAUCAGGAACAAGUCUGGUCUCGUCACAUGGGCCGACUUCCUGCGUGUGUCAGAGCGGCGCAAGAUCGCCGCUGGGCAUGGCAUUGAUCCCGCAGCAGAUUCAGGCUAUUAUUGCCAGGGCGCAUGGAGUACCGAAGGCACUGUCGCCAAAAAGGUGUUUGGCCCGGAGGACUGGGGCUUUGAACCGCAGAAGGACAAGACCAGCAAUAGCAAGAAGAGGCUGAGCUUCUCGCUGAAGGGCAACAGAAAGGAUGAUGAGAAGAAGGAGACCGAGGAGCUGUGGAAGGGAUGGCAUGUUGCGAGGCAAAGGGGGUUGGGUGCUGGGUUUGGGGUUGAGGAUCUGUUUCGAUUCUGA